Pseudogymnoascus verrucosus is the source of this 1969-nucleotide messenger RNA. It is a transcript of the gene SUP45, whose product is annotated as eRF1. The record is from RefSeq and is a predicted model, not a curated record. Gene Ontology annotation, cellular component: cytosol; translation release factor complex. The transcript is spliced from 6 exons. Gene Ontology annotation, biological process: cytoplasmic translational termination. Bases 234 to 1544 code for a protein of 436 amino acids. Gene Ontology annotation, molecular function: sequence-specific mRNA binding; translation release factor activity, codon specific. Lineage: Eukaryota; Fungi; Ascomycota; Leotiomycetes; Thelebolales; Thelebolaceae.
UAUAUAAACCAGGUACUAGAGCCCUUUUUUUGCAGCAUUUAACCACCUUUCGCGCUCGCUUGGGUGCGUCCCACAUAAUUUACACCUGGAGGCCGACGACGCCACAAUCCACGACCAAAACAACUCAAGAAAGUCGCGGCAUCCGAUCGCGAAUACACAAGAGAUUUGUGACGCACAUAAUCUCGAAUUCUCGCUCUCUUACUUCCGGUGGUUGAAGGACCCUUUUCGACAUCAUGUCCGACCCAGCGGCGAACGAGGCCGAGAAGAACAUUGAGAUUUGGAAGGUCAAGAAGCUCAUCAGGCGUCUUGAAGCAGCCAGAGGAAAUGGAACUUCCAUGAUUUCGCUGAUUAUCCCUCCAAAGGAUCAAGUCUCGCGUGCGGCAAAGAUGUUGGCUGAAGAAUAUGGAACUGCCUCCAACAUCAAGUCGCGUGUCAACAGACAGUCCGUCCUGUCCGCCAUUACGUCUACUCAGCAGAGGCUGAAGCUAUACAACAAAGUCCCGCCGAAUGGACUGGUCGUGUACUGUGGUGAAAUUUUGACUUCUGAAGGAAAGGAAAGGAAGGUCAAUAUUGAUUUCGAGCCUUUCAGGCCUAUCAACACCUCUCUGUAUCUUUGCGACAACAAGUUCCACACGGAAGCCCUCGCGGAGUUGCUCGAGGAUGACCAGAAGUUUGGAUUCAUUAUUAUGGAUGGUAACGGAGCCUUGUUUGGUACCCUGAGUGGCAACACCAGAGACGUUGUUCACAAGUUCUCCGUCGAUCUCCCCAAGAAGCACGGCCGUGGUGGUCAGUCCGCUCUCCGUUUCGCCCGUCUUCGUGAGGAAAAGCGUCACAAUUAUGUCCGCAAGGUCGCAGAAUUGGCAGUGCAGAACUUCAUUACCAAUGACAAGGUCAACGUUGCCGGUAUUAUCUUGGCUGGUUCUGCCGAUUUCAAGAACGACCUGAACCAGUCCGAUCUGUUCGAUGGAAGACUCCAGGUCAAGGUCAUUAAGGUUGUCGAUGUCUCCUACGGAGGUGAAAACGGUUUCAACCAGGCUAUCGAGCUUUCUGCCGAGACGCUGAGCAACGUCAAGUUCAUCCAGGAGAAGAAGCUUAUCGGCAAAUACUUCGAGGAGAUUAGCCAGGAUACUGGCCGUGUCUGCUACGGUGUUGAAGAUACGCUCAAGGCGUUGGAGCUGGGUGCUGUGGAGAUCCUCAUUGUCUUUGAGAAUUUGGAAAUCAACCGCUGGGAGCUUAAAGACUCCAACGGAAACAAAGUCAUUCUCCACACUACGAAGAAACAGGAAGCAUCCGACAGAGAUCAAUUCAUGGACAAGGAGACUGGCCAAGAAAUGGAAGUUGUUGAGCAGAUAUCCUUCCUUGAGUGGAUUGCUGAGAAGUACAGAGACUUCGGUACCACGCUUGAGUUCGUCUCCGAUAGGUCCAGCGAAGGAAACCAGUUCGUCAAGGGAUUCGGUGGCAUUGGCGGUCUGCUUCGUUACAAGGUCAACUUCGAGCAGCUGGCUGAAGUCGAUGAGGAUGAUGAUGAUUAUUAUGACGAUUGACAGUUUGAUGCCCUCGCAGUGAGCGAGGACUCUAAACCAGAAACCCCGUCAUCGCCUGCCCUGCCGCCGCGCGCUCCUGCUACGAAGCAGACGGCAGGUCAAGUUUCCAUCUAUCCUGGCCACGGCCCGGUUGCCCAGGUGGUCCGGCCCAGUCCGCUACACUCCAUGAUGUUGGCUUAAGAUGACAGUAAACAGGCUGAAAAAGACUUAAUAGGACCCCCUUCGAUUCUAUAGGUGGUACUGGCAAGUUUACGACGGCUUGGGAUGACUGGGAUGAAGAUCGCUUGCUCCAUGAAUUUGUUUUGAUCGCAGGCGUCUUGUUUUGUGAAUCAUUAGCCCGUAUUAUAUAGCAUGUCCUAGAUUCUGCUGCUACGACAGUGGAAUCAUUCCGACAUAGCUUGCCAAUAAAAAAAGUUUACCAUGAC